CAUCUUUGGCUUGUCAGAUGGACAUUAAGCGACACUGAGUGUUAACUGCGAGAUCUCUAUAAGCACAGCGGCUGCUGGGAUGUUGCGACAGAACGGUGGAAGUAACAAGCGUGGUUUGGGAUUAGCCCGACUGUCUACCUCCAACUUCUUCACCAUCUCUAAUUCAGGAAAUUGGGGAAUGGGGCGCAGCACCAAGAGCAGCUCUCUGAGCAGCAUUAGCUCCAACUCUGACUGCUAUGAUAAUCCUGUUGUGGAUCCAGAAUAUAUCAUGCAACUGGUGAAUGAUGUCAGAAAAUUUGCAGAUGUGCUACUCUAUUUGAAGGAAGCUAUUCUUUCAGAAGAAAAUCAAGAUGGCCUGCAUCAGGUAGUACAUGAACGCCUGGGGGAGUUGUUACGUGUUUUAAAAGCAGUGAUAAAUAAACACCAGACUCUAAACUCAGUUGACAUUCUUAGUGCUGCAGGAACAGUUAUUGCAAAAGUAAAAGCGGUGAACUUCAAAGAAGUUAACGAAGAAAACAAGAGAGAGCUCUUCAGUGAAAUAUUUUCUUCUAUUGAAACAUUGGCAUUCACCUUUGGAAACGUUGUUUCAGACUUCCUUAUGGGAGAUGUAGACAAUGGUUCGUCAUUGGGACUUCCUGUAUCUCGGAGAAGUCGGUCUUUUGAGAAUCUUUCUGUGGAGUCUGGGGGUUCACUGCAUGAAAGGGAUGAUAUUCAAGGACAUCUUCGAGCAGAGGAGGUUGAUAGCAUGCUCCUGAGAAAUGACAGUGGAAUUGAAUCAGCUCUGUCCUAUGCUAAAGCAUGGUCAAAAUAUACCAAGGAUGUAGUUGCAUGGGUAGAAAAAAAGCUUAGCUUGGAAGUGGAGUGUGCUAAAAACUUAGCAAAAAUGGCUGAAACUGCUAAAGCUGUUGUUGGACACCAGGAUUAUAUGCCAUUCCAAUCAAUAUUCAUAAAUGCUUUUCAAAAUGAUAUUGAGAACAAUCAACUUUGGCAACAGACAGCUGCUGCUCUCCAGUCUAACAAAUUUGUGCAGCCUCUUCUUGGAAGGAAAAAUGAGUUGGAUAGACAAAGGAAAGAUAUCAAGGACCUUUGGCAGCGAGAACAGAAAAAAAUGCAAGAGCUGGAAGCUGCUCUAAGAAAAGCAAAAUUGCUAUAUACACAGCGUCAAGAUGAGUAUGAAAAGGCAAAAUCCUGCACUGCUCGUGCUGAGGAGGAACAUCUUAGUUCAAGUGGAAGCUUUGUGAAAGAUUUCAGUAAGCAACUGGAAAAAAAACGAAGGCUAGAAGAAGAAGCUCUUCAAAAAGCUGAAGAAGCCAAUGAACACUAUAAAGCGAGCAUGGCAGAGGUUGAAGAAAAAAGAAAUGAUUUGGAAAGCUUUAAAAGUGAUGUCUUAACACAGCUUCGGGAACUUAUUUACCAGUGUGAUCUGACUCUUAAAGCUGCAACAGUUAACCUGUUCCAGCUGCAGCACACUCAGGUUGUAUCUCUUCCUGUUAACUGCCAGUCCCUCUGUGAGAGUGCCAAACUCUAUGAUCCUGGUCAGCAGUAUUCAGAGUUUGUGAAAAGCUUGCCAAAGGAAGGUGUUCCUAUUGAAUCAGGUUCUUUUGAAACCCAGAGUUCCCAGGUUGAUGGGGUUUUUAAUAAGCAAUCUACCAACAGUGUCCAUAUGUCACAUGGUAACUUAUCUCAGUGUUCAGGAGAUUUUCCUGCUCAGACAUUAGAUGAUGUGGGAAGCCCAAUUUAUCAUCGUUCGCAAAAGAUUGGAGAGACAAGAUCUUCCAGCAGUACAGAUAUUCAAGCAAUGAGAGGGCCACCACCAUUCAGAUCAUGGUCAGUUGGCAACCAGAGUGGAGGAAUGUGCAGUGAUUCUGAAAGUGCAGGGGGAAGCAGUGAGUCACGAUCCAUGGAUUCUCCAUCUGCUAGCCCAGGGGAUUUUAAAAGACGACUUCCCCGAACACCUUCCACUGGUACUAUGUCAUCUGCAGAUGAUCUUGAUGAAAGGGAGCCACCAUCUCCUUCAGACUGUGGGAAAUUCUCUGCAGGUGUAAAUGAUCUGACAUCUGAAACUGCAAAUUCUCCAGGACCUUUUAGAAACACUAAUAUGUCCAAAGCAGCACAAACACACAAACUACGGAAGCUGAGAGCUCCAUCUAAAUGCAGAGAAUGUGACAGCUUAGUGGUAUUUCAUGGAGCUGAAUGUGAGGAGUGUUCACUUGCAUGCCAUAAAAAAUGUUUAGAGACUUUAGCUAUUCAAUGUGGGCACAAAAAACUUCAUGGAAGGCUUCACUUGUUUGGAGUGGAAUUUGCCCAAGCUGCUAAAAAUGUUCCCGAUGGCAUUCCUUUCAUCAUCAAAAAGUGUACGUCAGAAAUUGAAAGUAGAGCGCUGAAUGUCAAGGGCAUCUAUCGUGUGAAUGGAGCCAAAUCAAGAGUUGAAAAGCUUUGUCAAGCUUUUGAAAACGGAAAGGAUUUGGUCGAGCUCUCAGAACUCUAUGCACAUGAUAUCAGCAAUGUUCUCAAGUUGUAUCUCCGCCAGCUUCCAGAACCCUUGAUUUUGUUUCGGCUUUACAAUGAGUUCAUUGGACUUGCGAAAGAAAGCCAGAAUGUUAAUGAGGAAUUGGAUGCUAAACAAACUUGCCCCAAAUCAAAGAAAAGACAGUCAAUCUGUAUUGAACUGAAUAGGAUCAUUAUUAAAAUUAAAGAUCUUCUGAAACAACUGCCUGUACCAAACUAUAACACUCUUCAGUACCUUAUUGGACACCUCCACAGGGUUACAGAACAGUCUGAUGAAAAUAAAAUGUCAGCCAGCAACCUUGGCAUAAUAUUUGGUCCAACUCUGAUCAGGCCACGUCAAACAGAUGCUACAGUUUCUCUGUCAUCACUUGUGGAUUACCCGUAUCAGGCUCGGGUAGUGGAGCUGCUCAUAACAUACUAUGAAAAGAUAUUUGAUGUUUCAUUGAAACCACUUCUGAGCACAUUGCAGUCUGAAGAAACUGCCAUUACAGUCAGAGUUGCUUUAUCAGCGGAAGAGAGGGAGCCCCAGCAGCAGAGGAAGUCAUUUAUUGCUGUAAAGGAAGGUAUUCUAAUAGCUCCAAGUGAAAGCAGAGCUUCAGAAACAGCUGCACUGUUUUUGGAAUCAAACAAUAGCAAGAAUACAAAAGAACAAGUAGAUACAUCUGUAACUGAAUGUGUAUCACUGGCACUCACUGGAACUAAACCAGAAGGCUCUGGGAAGAGUAAUUCUCUGACAGAAUCAUCAGCUACCAGCAUCGUGGAUAAUAAUAUUGCUCAAAAAAAGCCAGGUGAUGCUGCACGUCCAGCUUCAGAGAGGGAUGGUGAUUCAUUUGUUUCUCUAAGUGAAGACAGCUGUAAAAUUAACUUACUUCCUGCAAAACCUAACCGUCAUAUUACCAAAGUUCCAUUGCGGGUUCCAAGGACAAAACCAGCUACUCGCCCUGUGAGCCUGCCUGUAGACCGAAUACUUCCUCCAUGUGUUUUGAAUGAAAGAAAUUCACGAAAUACAGGAGCAGUAAGUCCAGAGAAGCUUGGCAGAAGCCCUACUAUUGAAGAAGUUUCAGAGGUGAAGGCAUUCCCUGCUGUUAAUACCUGCUGCAGACUUCCUUGUUACGACACCCAGACACUGCGAAAAACUUGGGACAAGCAAUAUAAACAAUACGAUAUCACAGCAAGGACGGCUAUGAUUAUGACUAAUGUACCCCAGGAGAACCGAGCACUUGAGAGUGGAACUGCAGGUGCCCUAUCUCCAUCAUGCAGCAUUGGUAACAAUUCAGCUAAUGCUGUGCUUCCUAGUAAGCCAUAUUCUGUUUCUGUCAGGUCAGGAAGGACAGCAACAGAAGGGAAUGGUCCCGAUGCCUCCAGGGCACCAAGAACAUUGCAGCCACCCCCAGGGACAUUUUAUGAACCACCCUCUAACAAGUCAAAACAAAAUGAAGAGGGUUCUUUUGCUAAAGCUUGUGCAGCAACCAGUGCUAGCUCUGUGCUUCACCAGGAUAAUACUGUGAAACUGGCUAGGAGUUCUGCGCUUCCAUUAGGUGAUCCUGAACAAAACACACAUGAACAAAAAAUUAGCUCAGAGGAUAUUCACCCCACAGAUCUGAAGCCUACUUACCAGAGACUGAGACCAAAAAGGAUCCAAGAACUGGAACACAGGGAAGCUCAUUUUGUAUAGGGUGCAAAUUCUUGGACUGCAUGCAAUUUAUUGAUGGUGCCAGUGGAGGCUUCCCUUUGCCCCUUUAUCCUCUGCCUUCCCUUGAGAAUCCCACUUCUGUGCCAUAUUGGAGUUAUUUUUAUAUAUGCAGCAUUUUAAAAGGGGG
Molecule: messenger RNA, 4328 nt
Organism: Athene cunicularia (burrowing owl)
Lineage: Eukaryota; Metazoa; Chordata; Aves; Strigiformes; Strigidae
Gene: ARHGAP29
Product: Rho GTPase activating protein 29
Exons: 23
Coding region: 80-4183 (1367 amino acids)
Biological process (GO): signal transduction; activation of GTPase activity
Cellular component (GO): cytoplasm
Molecular function (GO): GTPase activator activity
Source: RefSeq, a predicted model, not a curated record